This is a messenger RNA of Chilo suppressalis (striped riceborer), 909 nucleotides long. Lineage: Eukaryota; Metazoa; Arthropoda; Insecta; Lepidoptera; Crambidae. The record is from the annotation of a GenBank genome assembly.
UUUUGAAGGAGGCUGUCAUGCAAAUUGGAGCAGGUGGAUCUGCAGGUUUUGUAGAAAUUUGUUUAAUGCAUCCUCUGGAUUUGGUGAAGACAAGAUUGCAGCUACAAUCAUCAAAAACACCAGCCAAACGUGGGGACCCACAUCACUAUAAUGGAAUUGUAGACUGUAUGAAAAAAAUGUACAAAUAUGAAGGUCUGAAGUCGUUUUGGGGGGGUAUUCUACCACCUAUCCUAGCUGAAACCCCUAAACGAGCGUUGAAGUUCUUUACUUUUGAACAGUAUAAACAGUUCUUCAUGUUUGGUUCCCGUAAAGCUACACCUUUAACUUUUUCGCUAGCGGGUCUAGGAACUGGAGUGACUGAAGCUAUUUUAAUAAAUCCUUUUGAAGUGGUUAAAGUUUACCUUCAGACUGUUCACGGGGACAGCAAGCACGCAGCUCCUAGUACUUGGUCAGUGACUCGACAGAUUCUCAGAGAACAUGGGUUCGGUUCUAAAGGAUUAAACAAAGGUCUAACAGCUACAAUUGCCAGAAAUGGUAUAUUCAAUAUGUCGUAUUUUGGAUUUUAUCAUAGUGCAAAGGGAUAUAUCCCAGAGAAUGAGGAUCCUCUAUUAGAAUUCUGCAGAGUAGUGAUAACAGGUUUCAUAGCUGGCGUUCUGGGUGCCGUUAUCAAUAUACCAUUUGAUGUGGCAAAGAGCCGCAUUCAAGGCCCGCAGCCUAUUCCAGGAGUCGUAAAAUAUUCCUCUACUAUUGGAACAAUUCGUCUGGUGUACAAAGAGGAAGGGUUACAAGCUCUAUACCAGGGACUUUUGCCCAAAGUGCUGCGCCUGGGCCCAGGAGGAGCCAUCAUGCUAGUGGUUUACGACUACGUAUACCACCUAUUAGAACACAAGCUAUUAAAUUAAAUCUUAG